This is a messenger RNA of Cutaneotrichosporon oleaginosum, 4874 nucleotides long. RefSeq lists its product as uncharacterized. Gene Ontology annotation, cellular component: trans-Golgi network. NCBI's taxonomy places the organism in Eukaryota, Fungi, Basidiomycota, Tremellomycetes, Trichosporonales, Trichosporonaceae. The record is from RefSeq and is a predicted model, not a curated record.
GUAGCCCGCCCUCCUACCUCCGCCCUCGGCGCUCCUCCCUCCCAUCUCGUCCGAGUGGCAGUUCUCGCCAUGAACUCGCCGGCGCCGCUCAGCGCCCUCGCCGAUCCUAUGGCGCUGGCCCGCCUCCAGAUCCUCCUAGUCCCCGUGCACCGCGACCAUGAUGGGGCCGAGCCACUCCUGGAAUCAGUGUAUGAGCACUGGUCUAAGCUCUUCCGGAAACAUCAAACUCUACGCGGCGACGAGAUUGUGUACGGUGCUCAAGGCUCGCAGGCGCAUCGGCGUGGCGUACCCGAGUCUCCACGCUCUCGAUUCCUUCCCUCCUCACCUGGUGCUUCCAUCUCACGCGCAGCUGGCGCGAGUACCGUUCAGCUCGCCUUUCCCUCCCACGCCCCAGCCAAGCAUCUCUACGCCCUCAGCCUUCUGCGCAUGUCGGCGUUUCCUCUCGUCGUCAUCGGCAUUGGUGUCGAUGAUGCUGUGGAAGGCUUCACGGUCGGCACCGAGACGCCCAAAGAAGAUAGGGCGUCCGCAACACAGGCGUGGACCCAGACUUUCGCCCAGACGCUGAAUGACAUUAUGCCUGCGACGUCUGCGUUCCCGCUCGUUAGGCGACUAGUUCUUGUGCCCUCCCAGGUUCCCACAUCUGACCGGCGUAUCGCCGCGAGCGGCACUCCUCGCGUAUCAGGCAUCAACACACCACGAACGUCUGUCGCCGGCGGCGCCUCGCCCAGCUCCAGCUUCAUUCGCUAUGCACCCGCUGAGGGCGGAGACAGCUGGGCCUCAAAGUUGUUGGGAGAGGUCAUCGGUGACGUCUAUGGCGAACUCGGCGAACUGGCCGCAUCCCUCGAGUCACCGGCUGGCAUGAAAACGCUGUCGGGAACGCUCCUCCCGUCUUUGUCCACUCUUCCAGAACAAAAUGUGACCCCGCGCUCCUCUAUACAGUCUCCGCCGCCUGGGCCGGCAACCCCGGAACAUACCCGUCGGUCUUCAGGAAUGGUCAGGACCAACUCAUUGCCGCUUGUCCCAUCAAUCUCCAGGCAGCCUGUACGAACUCUCACGCCCGGCGGUCGCCCCACAUCUGUACAAGGCCCAUCGGCGCCUCCCAUUCAGUCAAGCGUUAUAUCUCCAGCGGCACCUUCUCCGACGACCUCGAUCUCGUCAAACCCAUUCAAGCGAACUUCAAUGCUCUCUUCGCCCUUCAAUCGAGCAUCCUCGGCAGGUUCUCCUGCUGCCACUAAGGAGAGCAAGGACGCAUUGGGCAUUGCACGUUACACCUCGGCCCCCUUGACGGGCAUCGCCGGCGGUCGCCUUCUCAAGCUUCUUGGUGAUAUGUAUAUUCUCACCGGCAAGUACAGCGACGCCAUCAAGUGUUAUGAUGAAGGAGCAGAAAAGUCCCGCGGCGUCGGUGACGUGCUUUGGGAGGCGUUGGCUCGCGAAGGACGAGCUGUCGCCGGGAUAGGCGAGGCUUGGGAGGGCAGGGACGGUUCUACGCACUCAACGCCAUUUCCCUCCUCGCCAAUUCCAGUCGAAAUAUUGUCUCACUACCUUUCCGCAUUGGCAUGUCUUUCGCGCGCUCCCCUUCCGUUCCCGCCGAGCUCCACAAUUCUCUCCCCUUCCCCUCAGCGAGAUUCGCUAUCCCUCCCACCCACAACCUCACUCUCUCCCACUAUAGUUGGCACUGGAGAGGGGCUUCUCGCCUAUCUGUACAGUUCGCUGUGCAUUCGCAUCAGCCACUUCGUAUUAACCAUCUUCGCCGCUGGCGGGUGGGGCUCUAUCGCCGUCUCAUCCCUCAUUGCCCACGCCCUCCCCCGCUCAUUCCCGCCACCGGUAGAAGAUGGCAACCCUCGGCGCAUCCGUACGCGUCGCUUAGCAUUGGCACAACUAGCCGCCGAGUCGCAACUAGCCCGCCACACCCUUCUGGGUCACGCCGAGGCCGGUAUUGCGUCCUUCCGGAAGGCGAUGGCCAAGCCGGAGCAGCUGGCAGUCUACGUCGAGGUCGUCCGCAUCGCAAGAUGGCUUGAUAUGGAGCGCAAAGAGGCCGCAGCGACGAGGGAAGUUCUCAAGCUUGUGGGUGCGAUCGUCGUUGAAGGUCGAGAACAACAUCGUCGGCUCCUGUCGCAGGCGGCAGCGAGAGCCCAUGGCACAGACUUUUCUCGGAUGGAAGGUGCGAUGGGGUAUGGCAUGGGCGUGCCGGUCUCUGCAGUCGUUGCGCGACGGAAGGAGGCGUCCGCCGGUAACCCUGGGAUUACAGAGCUCAUCGAGCGCAUCUGCGCCGUUCUUGGCAUUGAUAUUCUCGCGUUUGGUAACGCUCACCGGGACGAUCAAGUUUCUAAACAAGGAGACACGGCCGACGAACCACACUUUGGAUGGCCUGACCUCCAGGUCGAGGUUAUCAAGGAAGCUAUCACCAUCGCAGAGUCAUUGCCAGAUCAACUCAGCGUCGUACGUCUCUGUCUCUCGGCGCUACGCUCGUUGCAUCCGCACCUAAGCCAGGCAAACCAGGCGCAGCUUUCCAAGCUUUACGUACAGGCCAUCUCGACCUUGCGCAGACGCGCCAUCGAGGUGGGCCCCCUACCUUGGUGGGUCCCUGGUCGUAUGGUUCUCAGUGUCGAGAUUGCUGCCUUAACCUCCAACAAAGUGCCCAUUGAGCAUGCACGCGCGGAGAUGGAGCAGGUGGAGCAAAAGCAAGGCUCUAAGGACCCAUUCCUUUACAAUCCGCGUCUCAAAGCUGUGGAACAGGGCAAGACGCUGCUUGUUGCCAACGAGCAGGUCGACGUCUUCGUCACACUCCGGAAUCCGUUUGCUUUCGACCUGGAGAUCCAGGAUCUGUCUCUUCUGACCACGGGUUCGCCAUUCAUGACCAAUCCCUUGCCCCUUAUCCUUCCCUCCUCAUCGGUCCAGACGGUCCGCAUCACAGGCAUCGCGCCUGCGCCGGGGGCCCUGCAAAUACGUGGCGUCAAUAUCCGCCUUGCAGACGGCGCGUCGGCCGAAUUUCUCGUCCCCGUCGCGGAAGCUUCGGGGAAGAAUAGUGACAGCAAACGCCGGAGCGCAGCGCUCGUAGAUCUUGCGAAGGUCAAGAGGCAAGGACUGGAGGCCCGCAAGUCGGUCGUCCCCGGCGCGGACGUUCCACCAGCUCUCCCCGUCCUUGACGAUCGUCGGUGGCUCGAGUGCAACGUUGUUGAGGACCAACCCCUGCUCUGGAUCAAGAACACGUCGCUUAAUCAUGGCACAGUCAUGCUCUACGACGGCGAAACGUCGGUGAUCCGCCUUACUGUCGAGAACAGCUCAGCUCACCCAGUUGACUUUGUCAAGUUGUCCUUUGAGGACUCAGUGUCGCGUGAAGCCCAGUUCCUGCUCGCCGAUGGGGAGCAAACGCCGCAGCAGGCAUACGAGCUCGACUACAGUAUCUCCAAGCAACCUGUGUUCACUUGGGACAGCACGUCUCCCCUCUUGAUUCCCCCCGGGGGUAGAGCGACACUCUCUGUGCGGGUGCUGGGCAAGGUCGGAUGCACGGACGGAACAAUUCACAUCGAUUACGGUUUCGUCAAUCGCGCUGAGACGUCAAACACUUUCUUCACGCGCCGGCUGUCCUACCCGGUAUUGUUUACUGUGUACCGCACGCUCGAAUGCUUUGCGCUCGACCUCGAGAGCAUGCGAAAUGAUUCACAGGCUGAGGCGCGCCAGCGCCUGGCCAACGGCACCACACCCCGAUCAACCGCAUUCGCUACCUCAAGCGACGAGGAACUUAAACGCGCCCUCGCACGCGGCGACGAGCGCAGUGUUCUCUUCUGCAUCAACGUCCGCAACGUGUUCAGUGUCCCGUUCGAGGUGGCGCUGGCUUCGGCGGAGGGUGAGGGCAGGUCUGUAGUGACGCGCCUUGUACCACCAGGCGCGACAGAGCGCCUUGUACUCCCAAUUCAGCGGCAGGCGCUGAGUGCCAAACAGCGCGCACAGGCCAUCCCCUCUGCUGGGCGUCAAUAUGUUGUCGACAAACAGAAGAAGACGAGCGAUGAGCUUGCCCUGGAGCGCGAGACAUUCUGGUACCGUGAGCGCCUUCUAGAUAUGGUCAACAUCAGCUGGCGCGAGCCGAGCUCGCUCCGUGCCGGCGUUCUGUCCCUGCGCGAGCAGCCGUUCUCAAUCUCCCAGCUUGACGCGCUGAGACUCAGCGAGGUUGCCGUUACCCUCGCUGUCUCUCCACGAGACGCCCAAGGGCCCAAAGCGAUGGACUUUGUUGACCUCCAAGUUACUGUCACGAAUCAUCUCGAACGCACUUUGCGCCCGUACGUCCGCCUCGAAGCGUUGCCGACUUCCUCAAAUGACGCGUCAUGGUCAGUGCCGGCUCCGCCACCUGCUCCUCGCCGCUUCAGUAGCUUGCCGGCGACUCCCAUGCCGCUGCCCAAGACAGUUGCGUUCGACGGCGUCCUGGCCGCAACGCUUCCUGCGCUCGCACCCGGCGACAGCGCAAGCCACAUUGUCGGGGCCAUCUUAUUGGCAUCGGGCUCGUAUACUUUCCGUGCUGCGGCCGAGGAAGUUUCCCAGACUGUUACGGCUGCGCCGCCCAACGUGUGUUUCUCCCCCUCGAUCACUGUGCGCGUCCCUUGAUCUCCCCGUUCAAAGGUCGUGUAAACAUACCCUGCAUGCACACCCCCCUGUAACACUGCCCCGUACAAAAGACGAGCAGCUACGUGGCCGCGAUAAGUUUGCUUUUAUAGUCCGCCAGACGACUGUGAAGUGCGCCGAAGUUGACAAGUGACGCGCAUGUUCUCGUGGUACUCCAGGUCGGUGAGAAGCUUGGGCGUAAUAAGGAAGUACUGGCCUGCGUUGUCGCCGCCUGCGCAGGUCACCUGCACCAUCUGAUUGUGCACACUCCGCUCCGC